GACUCGGACAUUUUGUAUUGACCCAAUUUCUGCUAAAAACAGAAGCACCACAAUUGGUGAAUCUUUGGUAAGAUAGAAGUUGAUGUUUAGAAGCCUUUGGCAUAAAAUGUGUUUUGUUUUUUGUAUUUUUGAGAAGUUUUGCCUUUCACAAUCGUGUGGACCUCACCUCAGUAAUUACUGCUUACGUUGAUAUUGCUCACUCUAAUUUUCAUAGGAAGGAGUCCGUAUGUUGAGUGUGGUUUUGUUUAUAUACACAAUUCUCAUUCGAAUGUUUGUAGAUCUUAAUGAAAAUAUUUUAUCAUUGUUCUACACUGCCUGGCCAAAAAAGUAAAUGAUGGAGGUUUGCUGCAGUUGAUCAGGUCCAGGCUCAGCAACAGAGUGCUAAAAGAGUGAAUCGGCAUAUAGUCAAGGUUAUUCCUCUAAUGGGUUUUUUUUUUCCCUGAUACCACGGGCAUAAUGCUGGUAUUCAUUGGGCUGCAAUUGUCCAGACCUUAACCCCAUUGAGAAUCUUUGGGAUGUGCUGGAGAAGGCUUUGUGCAGUGGUCAGACUCUACCAUCAUCGAUGCUGCAAGAUCUUGGUGGAAAAUAAAUGCAACACUGGAUUGAAAUAAAUAUUGUAACACUGCAGAAGCUUAUCAAAACAAUGCCACAGCGAAUGCAUGCUGCUAUUAUAGCUAAAGGCAGUCCAAUAAAAAAAGAAUGAUCUCUAUAAAAUGUUUUUAAAAUAAACCUAUUGGUUAUUUUAAUUUAAUGCUGUAAUGUGACUGUCUUGAUGCAAUGUUGUUGAGAGGUCAUUAAAGCUAGUCCUUAGUCACGUCAGGACAAACUAUUGCCGGAUGGCCGCGUGUCAAACCUCACGACCUAUAUCUUAUUACCUUUAACAGGCUUAUUCUGUAAUCCUUAAUUAUUCGACAGGUCACACAAACUGAUCUAAGACCAGUCUCUGGUUCUACAUCUUGUACUAGACACAUUAAGAGGAGACUUCAUAGUCUGACACUUGAUCAGUUCUAGUAAAGAGUUUCUACCAACACCCAACUUCGUCAUUAGUCUAUUUUAAUGCCAGGGUCACCAUGACUAAUCUGACUGAAGAAUCAGCUUCCUGUGCAGCAGAGAUGCCUGUGGUCGGUUUGAUACUAGUUGCAGGAGUGUAAGACAUUAAUGUAAUACAGUGAUAGACAAGCAACAUGAUUACUUUGGAAAUUUUAGAACCAGGGGCUGCUGGGAUUUGGAUACCCAGAUAAACUAGGAAACUUAUGAGGAUCUAAAAUUCUGGACCAUGUGUGACUUGCGGCGGUCUCAAAGCUGGGAUGGGAGUGAAGUUCCGAUUAAAAUUAAUGCAGAUCCAACCGUAUCCAGAUGGCGAAAAAGAACUGUUACACCAACUAUGUAUGAUAACCCACAGCCAGGGGACCUUAUAGAGAUUUUUCGAGGAACCUACCAACACUGGGGUUUAUAUGUUGGUGAGGGUGACAUUAUUCACCUUGCCCCUCCUUGCGAGACAGCAGGAGCCGGGCCUAACUGCCUGAUGUCCGUUCUGUGUGACAAGGCCUUAGUGAUGCGUGAGAGGCUGGGUCAGGUAGUGGGUCAAGAUCGAUUCCAUGUCAACAACCUUCUAGACUCGAAGCACACGCCAAGAAGUGUGUGUGUCAUCUUACGUGAUGCACUCAGUCUGGCUGGCCUGGAAAUGCCCUAUUGUGUUCUGAGAGGAAACUGUGAACACUUUGUGACAGAGCUGAGAUACGGGAGAGCAGAGUCACGACAGAUUCAUUCUGCGGUGAAGAUUGGUGUGCGUUCCAUGGCCAUCGUAAUAAAAGCCUUCAAUAAUGCAUCAAGCCCCAGAAAAAAAAAGAAAGAAAAGGUCUUGAAAAUCAGCCCAUCAUGGUGAAAGCAGGACAUGUGUGCCUUUCCUUUUAAAUAAACUUGAAGACACUCUUAAUUUCAACAAGCCAGACAUUUCAAUUGGACCUGCUGUGAAUCUAAUGACGAACCAAAGACUGUACACACAACUACUGGCGCAGAAUAUUUCAAAAUGUCUUUAUUGAUUUACUUUCUUUAGACCUAUAAUAAGAUGCAGUCCUGGAUUGUUAUGAACUGUUUCAUCCUCUAAAUCAUGCAUGUCCAGCAUGUGCAGCUGUGCAGCCUUCAUCACAACACAAUUGCAACUCAACCUCUGUUUUAUAUCUGUUUUAUAAAGACCGAGAACAACUAAUAAACGCUGUUCUCUUUCUUAUGUGAAACGAAUUAUUUAUUUUUUUCAGCUUGUACUGUGUUGGUAUCAGGUCUACUGUAUUUAUUGUACUGUUCUAGUUCUAUGUUGCAGAAAUUGUUGCACGAUUGCACUUUAUGUUUGCAUGUCUGUAUUGUACUGAUUGUUCCAUAUUGUACUGUAUUGCUUCCAGAGGAACGUAAUUUUGUUGCACUCUGUUCAGGUAGAACGAAAAUAAA
This is a messenger RNA of Astyanax mexicanus (Mexican tetra), 2445 nucleotides long. Its product is annotated as phospholipase A and acyltransferase 3-like. The transcript has 4 exons. Lineage: Eukaryota; Metazoa; Chordata; Actinopteri; Characiformes; Acestrorhamphidae. Gene Ontology annotation, biological process: N-acylphosphatidylethanolamine metabolic process. The record is from RefSeq and is a predicted model, not a curated record. Bases 1277 to 1885 code for a protein of 202 amino acids. Gene Ontology annotation, molecular function: glycerophospholipid phospholipase A1 activity; A2-type glycerophospholipase activity. Gene Ontology annotation, cellular component: cytoplasm.